Molecule: messenger RNA, 1605 nt
Organism: Adineta ricciae
Lineage: Eukaryota; Metazoa; Rotifera; Eurotatoria; Adinetida; Adinetidae
Source: the annotation of a GenBank genome assembly
AUGGUGAAUGAUCGUUGUGUUUUGCAUGACGAUACUGCCAACAAACGAGAUUUAUUCAUUGAAUUAACAACUGAUUCGCAGUCAUAUAAACUCGUCGACACGAAUCAAUUCCGUUCAUCAGAUUUAAGUGUUAAAUCGUUACCAUUACCAUCAAAUAUAAUUGAGUCAAGUGAUUCGAGUUUCAAAAGAGACAACAGUGUACAACUGUAUAAGACAGUGUUCGUUGCUCGUUGUCCAUUCGUCGUCAAAGAUGAAUAUACGUGUGAUGAAGGUGACGAAUUCGAGCUCAUCAGUCGAACCAAUAAUGACGCUUGUCACGUUCGUCACUUGCGUACAAAUACGAAAUGUACAAUCGAUCAGAAACAUUUACUCCUGGAUCAUGAAACUCCACUACGCUUGGGUAGUGACGAUCGCGGUGUUAUUCAGCGAUGUUUACUUCAACACAAUAGACCAGGUGCAUAUCUGAUUCGUCGAAGUCGAAAUGAAUUGGAUUCGUUUGUAUUAAGCAUUUCUCAAAUAUCCAGCCAAACGAAUGCCGAAGAUUGGCAUUACUUAAUUUGUGUCCAUCCGAAAACUCGUUGUUUUUACUUUGUACAAGAAUCAAAGUUAAAUCAAAUGUUUUUCCCAUCGUUCCAAAAACUUGUACAAAACGAAAAAGUUCGAGAAGUUAUCCCAUUGACACAUGCGAUACCGCACCGUAUCGAAUUUGAAGAAGAUCUCUGGCAUAUUCCGCAUCGCGAUUUAACAUUCCAAUGCCACAUAGGUAAGGGCGAGUUCGGAGAAGUUUGGCGUGCGCUUUGGCAAAACGGAAAACGAUCUAUACCUGUCGCGGUGAAAAAAUUACACAAACGACGACAAGAUACCUCAAGCUUAAAGAGUUAUAAUCAAGAGAUUGAAGCGAUGAAAACCUUACGAAAUAAUUAUAUUGUAUCUCUCUUCGGUGUGGCACACGAUCUUCAAACGAACGAAAACUUACUCGUGACAGAACUAAUGGAAAACGGAGAUUUAAAAAAUUGGUUAGAAGAUAGUGCCGACGUCCCAGAAGAGAAACUUGUCAUCUCGUUCGCAUAUGAUAUCUGUCGCGGAAUGGCAUUUCUUGAACAGCAAUUACGUGUACAUCGAGAUCUAGCUUGUCGGAAUAUUUUAUUAGGUAACGGAGGUCGAACGGUGAAGAUUGCUGAUUUUGGUUUAUCAAUGUGUAUUAGCAAAGACAAUUCGAUUCAACAAAAUGAAAUUUAUUAUCAACGAUUGCCUAUCCGAUGGACGGCACCUGAGGUUCUUGCCGAUCAAAAAGUUUACUCGAUUAAAUCUGACGUAUGGUCAUUCGGAAUCGUUUUAAUUGAAAUUUGGUUGAAAGGCGCUGAUCCUUAUCCUUAUGAAAAAGAUUUUUCAUCGAUUCGUGCACUCGUACACGGUGGAUAUGUCCAUAGUAAACCAGCGAAAUGCUCGAGUCAGUUUUACAACCGUUUUAUCCGUCCAUGUUUAUCUUUUGAUCCGAAUCAACGACCAAACUUCAAAGCAUUAGUCGAACUGUUAAGACAAUGGUAUCGAGAGAAGGAGUCAUAUGAACUUUUAAAUAGUUCUUAUGUUGAAUUUUCUUCGUAG